AUGUCGGGGGAAACCUCUCCGCAAUUUGUGACUUCUGACGAUGAAGCUGAGUCGCAUAAGCGAAAACUGGAAGAUGCCCCGACUACUCAGAAUCCUGAAGCUAAACAGAUAACGCCCCCAAAAGAAAAUGUUCAAGAUGGACCCAAAAAGACUAAACACGUCGCCAAGAGACCUCGUUUACCCCCCGGUUUUAGUCUCGUUUCGUAUGAAGAUGAUAGAAACGAUGACGAUGAUGAAGAAGCUGGUAGCGCAGACGAAGAACAGGAGAGCGGUAAUGCAGGCACCGACCACUCCACUAGGCAAAGUAACCAUUCUAAGGGACAUAGGACAUCCAGUGAUGAAGAGGAAGAUGCUUCCAACGUCCAGUUUAUCAUUACCGACGGUCCUUUGACUGUUCUCAGUUCCGAGCAUAAGCUCUCGGACUUCCAGGCACUAAAAGAGACUGCCCAC
Molecule: messenger RNA, 450 nt
Organism: Dibothriocephalus latus
Lineage: Eukaryota; Metazoa; Platyhelminthes; Cestoda; Diphyllobothriidea; Diphyllobothriidae
Source: the annotation of a GenBank genome assembly